Molecule: messenger RNA, 4707 nt
Organism: Exophiala dermatitidis NIH/UT8656
Lineage: Eukaryota; Fungi; Ascomycota; Eurotiomycetes; Chaetothyriales; Herpotrichiellaceae
Exons: 3
Coding region: 777-4160 (1127 amino acids)
Source: RefSeq, a predicted model, not a curated record
CCUACCUGGAGUCUGGCUAUCACCAUCACCAACAGUCAAUGCCACCGUGACCGAUGCCACUGGCAGCAGGCAACUGCUGUACCUAGCAAGGGUCAGCGAACCUUCAACCGCUCAGACACAUUCUAGAUGGCACCAUCGUACUGCGUUGAGACUGUAGCUGAAGAACUACCGCUCCCCUACUUCCCACUGCGCCUCCCAGCGCCUCACUGGACCAGGAGUAACAAUGCGUUGCCUCCUCCCUUCCAAUCAAAGGUGUCAUCAACAGCCAAAUAAUGAGGGGAGACUGAUUCUGGUGCAGAGAGGCUUACUCUAGGCUCACAAGGCCAAGCUGUUGGGCAACCUCGCAGGUCCGGUCGCACCACUCUGAGGCCGCGGUCUAUGCACAGCCGGCACUUUCCUGAGCAUACCAGGGGUCGGACGACUUCCUGAGGCUUGACACAGCCGCCCUCCAGCGAUUGUAGAAACCUAGGUGUCUAAACCAUGCAAGGCGUCUACAGAUACGGCCAAAGCACAAUGCCUUUCCCACCCUGCUGAGUCCAAUAUGCGGCUGAUCUGAAAUCCUCCUACGUUUUCUGGCUUUCCCCACUUCAAUUUCCUAUGCCACCUCAUUUUCCUUCUUCAACCUACACCGCAUCUUAUUAUCAGCUGACGGUCCAAUUUCCUUCAUGCUGGUCAAUAGUUAGGAUGGUCGUUUAAUCGACAGAGUUCCCAACUUCCCACCUUGAAAGUUCGGCCAGCAGCUCAGCUGCUCUCACAGGAGCUCUACUCUAGUUUCAAUGGAUCCACUCAGCGCGAUCGGGCUAGCGAGCAAUAUCCUCAGCUUUAUUGAUAUCUCCGGCAGGGUCCUGAAGGACAUUUUCGAGGUAUACAACUCGGCAACUGGAGCUACUAUUGAAAAUGCUCACAUCGCGAUCGUGGUCGGCGAUCUGGUGGAAGUGACUGGAUAUCUCACUCAAGAACACCAUACAGACAACAAACAUUCGAAGGCUCUUUGUGACCUGGCAAAAAAGUGCUCGGUAUUGUCAGCGGAGCUCUUACAGCUACUGGGGAAGCUUCAGCAUGGGGAGAAAAGGUCGAAAUGGAGGAACAUCAAAGUGGGAGUGAAGAGUGUCUGGAAACGGUCAGAGAUUGCAUCAAUCGAGCAGAGGCUGGAUAAGUAUCGCUCCGAGUUCAUCCUGCGCCUCAUUUUCAUGUUCAAUGACGAGCAAUCAACCAUCAAAACCCAACUAGACACCAUCCAACAGGACCGUUCGAAGGUCGGUGCCCAGAGAGCCGACCAGCUCGGCAAACUACGAGAUGACGUGCGGGAGGCCUUGCAAAAGCUAUCGCAACAGGGCCAGACGGUCCGUGAUAGCGCACGUGUCGCCGACUCUAGCACGGCCACUACACUGGCAGAGAUCCGCUCCUCACUGGCCGAGCUCCUAAAGACAGCGAGAGACAUGCCUUCGGAGACUCAAGUUCUUCGUCGCCUCUAUUUCAGUUCUAUGUACACCCGGGAGGAUUCUGUUGUAAAUGCCUCAGAUGGGACAUUUUCCUGGCUAGUUGAGGCAAAUACAGAAUCUGAAUUUGGCGAGGAUGUCUACGAGCUGGAUGACGUGAGCUUGAAAAGACGCGACCCAAGCCCUCCCCCUGACCCGGAAACAACUGAACUGGGAGGAUGGUCUCCUGGUCAGCACACCAGGGUUUUGCAAAGCAACAACCCAAGCGCUGGAAAGGACGGCCAUAGCGGUCGCGGUUCCGAACUAAGCGCGCCCACGACGGCACGCUCGAGUUACAGUGGCCUCUCUACAGCGUCAUCUAACAAUGUGAACGAAGCAGCGUUUUGGGAAGGUUGGGAAAUAUGGCAACGCAAUCAAAGCCGCAGCUUCUUUCUCACCUGGCUUCAGUCCGGCCAUGGGGUCUUUCACAUUUCCGGCAAGGCAGGGUCCGGAAAGUCGACUAUGAUGAAAUUCCUAUCGCACCAUGACCGUGUUAGAGACAAGCUUCGGGCUUGGGCUGAUGGGAAGAAACUUGUUUUCUGUCAGUUUUUCUUUUGGAAAUCUGGCGACAAGGUUCAAAUGUCCCUGGAGGGGCUCUACCGAUCACUUUUAUUCGAGGUUCUGAAACAGUGCCCGGAACUCAUCCCACAAGUGUUUCCUGAUCCGUUGAGGGGCUCGGGGACCUUCACCGAUUUUGAUGGUCCUUCACUACGCUUUCCUGAGCUCGAAGCGGCCUUUAACGUCCUGAUUGAGACACAUUCUUUCCCAGAACAUCGGUUUUGCUUCUUCAUCGAUGGUCUAGAUGAAUAUGAGGGCGAUAGUCCUCAGCAUUGGGAACUUGCCCAGAAGAUUCAGCGAUGGGCAAGUUCGACCGAUGUCAAGUUCUGUGUAAGCAGUCGUCCUCAUACAGAGUUUAUGCAGACAUUUUCCGGGGAUGCAUCUCACAGAAUACGACUCCACGAGUUGACCCGUAGUGAUAUUCAUCGGUUCGCAACCGACAAAUUUGAGCAAGACACAAACUUCGAGUGGAUUCGUGAUAUAUAUGCGGAACUGGUCCGAGAAAUUGUAUCUGCUGCGGACGGUGUGUUCUUGUGGGCCAGACUCGUUGCGCGGUCUCUUCUCGAAGGUGCAGGACUUCAAUAUUCCCAUAAAGCGCUAAGAGAAAGAAUGGCAACAACGCCAAAAGAUCUGGAAAAACUGUUCGAGCAGCUUCUCGGAUCAGUGAAUCCAGCAGACCGCAAGGAGUCGGAUAAGCUGUUGCUUCUUGCCGGGUGUGGCUACCCUAUCUCGAACACCCUUUUCUGCCUCUGGCUGGAAGACCUGGACCGCCCCGGCUUUCCCUUCGAUUUGCCAUUCCAAGCAUACUGCGACACAGAAAUCAGAAAACAUCACGAAACAGCGCGUCGCCGCCUUCAAGGCUUGUCAAAAGGGCUGCUCGAGGUAGUCCCCAGUAGGACGUAUGGUCAGCCUUAUUUCGCCUAUUCUGUCCAAUUCUUUCACCGCAGCGUUCCAGAUUAUUUGGCCCAAAAUCGGAUACUGGACAAAAUACAAUCUCGAAUACCAAGCUUUAACCCAGUCGAAGACCAUUUUCGGUUACGGUUGGCGCAGUUUAAAUUUGUGAGGGCGACCCCAAGAUAUGAUCCAGAUACAUGCCUCCUAGCUGCAAAUUUCGAUUAUCUUCACGAGCUCACUUCUAUUCUCCGGGACUUGGGUCGCGCGGCAGACCGCGGCCAGAUCAGUCAGUCCACCGUUAUCCUGAUUGUUGCCGAACUGAAUAACGUGCUUGAAAGUUACAAGCGAUCUCAACGAGAGGAAGUUGUGGUCGAAACUGGCAUGCUGGUGCUGCCGAGGACUAGCACAUGGAUGUGGUGCUGCCAGGGGAAGGGUCAACCCUGGCUUCAAGUUUCCUAUCUCCAAUUAGUGGCAAUUUAUGGGCCCGUUUUCAAUCCAUAUGUGAAAGCCAGGAUUCAGACAAACGGCAGCCGGUUGCAACAUUUCAGUCGAUUCAAUUUACUCUUCCCUGCCAUGCAUAGAAAUCCGGAACUCGCGCGUUUCCUGCUGGAAGCUGGUGCAAAUCCAAACGACUCGGCGGAUGUUUUAAGCUUUAAGCUUAGUCCGCCCACUGUCGUAAGCAUGUGGAUGGUCUACCUCGCUAGACUGGUUUCAUGCACGCUUUACGGGUCUUUUGAUCCGGACUUCCACUUCCUCGAUCCGUUCUUGGUGUUGGAACAGUGCCUCACACACGGUGCGGACAAGGAUGUUUUUUUCUUGCUCUCAAGGAGUGAGCGACCUUUACAGGAUGGGGAUGAGGGUGCUCUGUUUUCCUUAACGCUACAGCAAUUCGUCGACUUCGUCGAACCGCCGAACCGGGAGGCCAUCCAAGCAUUACUCCGACGAAACAAGAACCAGAGUUUGUGGGGUCGAACGAUGCGAGCGCUUUCCGUAUUGCCUUCACCCAAGACUUCCUCGGCCGACCCGGGAAUCUACGAACCUGUUGAAACGGAAUCACUGCGUUGCCAAUGCUACUAUGUCGAGAGGGUCUGUCUGAAGGGUACACGGGUCGAUGCAUCGCCUUACGUGUUCGAUUUCUACCGAGAUCGAAGGGCAUUGUCAGCGUUCGCGAGUAUUGCCAGAUAUUUGAACAAGCCGAUGGCAGAGCGGCAGUCUGGGAUAUGCAGCUGAUUGUUGGUGCUCUUUCAAGUCUUUUGUUUCGGAGCAGGGCUGGCAGUUGCUCCCUACAGGUCUUCUAGCCGUCUUUUUUUAUACAAUAUAUAUGGGCAUUGGCUACCAUGACACAAAAAAAUGUAAGUCCGGCAUAGGACCCCGAGACUGUCCACUUUUCAGGUAAUGUUGCGCCACUUCCGGAUCUAGGUUCGUUCUGCUACGCAUGAUGGAGCGCCAUCUUCCCAUCUGGCGACUUUCUACAGGACGUGGGUCGCCGGAGAGGAAUAAAUUCCUUAGACAUCGAAGCGGCGUGCGUUACAAUACAGUAUGGGCUGAUGAGGUGAUGUCCUCUGACAAGGAGAGAAGUACAGUAUGAGUUCUAUAUUCUCCUCAUCUCUCAAUCUACACGAACGUGAUGAUGGGACUUAUCGAACACUGUGCCGCCGAAAGAUAUAGAUAAUACCAUAACCCGUUCGUCCAUCCCGUCCAUUUCAGCUCCCAUUCCGACAUUUCGUACUCUCUCGAUCACACUAUAAAUGAAGUCUCCCUGUCUCCGGGGGUAUAU